Molecule: messenger RNA, 549 nt
Organism: Cooperia oncophora
Lineage: Eukaryota; Metazoa; Nematoda; Chromadorea; Rhabditida; Trichostrongylidae
Source: the annotation of a GenBank genome assembly
AUGUCAAAUUGGUCACGCGCUACGAUAAGACAGUACAAUAGCGCCUUAAAAAAGUGGGCAGCCUUCUGUAAAAAUAUCGGUAUAGACAGGUUGCAUCCAAGGGUAGAAGAUAUUCUCAACUUUCUGGGUCAGCUGUUCGAAUCAGGCGCAAGCUUCUCUUCGAUAAGCACUCACAAGUCAGCCAUAAUCGUUUACCUUUCGGCGAUCAAUGGGGAGUUCUGUAGAAAGGACACAACCCUGCCUAAUGCCACUUUGGACCUCAAACAGUUAACUCAAAAAACGAUAGUGCUGCUAGCCCUAGUGGCUCCCAAAAGAGUUUCCGAAUUAGCAGCAUUAUCUAAGCCUGGGAGAGGAUUCCUGGGUUUCUCCUUAGACUUCAUGAACAAAAAUAGAGGAUUCGGCAAGGCACACACAGCGGUCGUGCAAGCCUAUGAAGACGAUAUCCUCUUAUGUCUCUUGAUGACGAUUAAGGAUUAUAUAAAUCGUAUUAUCUUAUAUCGGAACCAAGUUCGGACAUUGUUCGUGAGCGUUAACCGUCCUCACAGAAGU